AAGUGUUCAGACCCAUUCUCCUGUGUUAAGGCGGUGGUACUGCCAACUGUAAACAAUACAGGUCCAGUCAAAAAUAGUGUGGGGUGGCUGUGCUAGUCGCUAGUACUACAAAUGUUACUUGCUCGUUUUUGAGGAACGUACGUCCCUUUUCAGAAGGUCAACUGGUGAAGAUGGUGCAGCUGCAUGUGAAGCGUGGGGAUGAGAGCCAGUUUCUGUUCGACACCACGGCUGACGCUCCUCUGGAGGCGGUCAUCCGAGAGGUGACGGCCAUUUACAACGGGAGGCUGAAAGUGGACCGACUAUGUUCAGAGAUCCCCGAGCUUGCAGACCAUGGUAUCACGCUUCCGCCCAACAUGCAGGGGCUGACAGAGGAGCAGGUUGUGGACCUGAAGCUGAAAGAUGAGUGGGAGGACAGGUGCAUUCCCAGUGGAGGACCGGUGUUUAAGAAAGAUGAGAUUGGGAGGAGGAAUGGACACGCUCCGAAUGAUAAAAUGAAAGAGGUUUUGAAGAAAACUGUAGAAGAAGCAAAGUCACUCAUCUCCAAAAAGCAAGUUCAAGCCAAUGUUUGUGUCACAAUGGGUAUGGUUAAAGAAGCCCUGGAUCAGCUGAGGGGUGCAGUAAUGAUAGUGUACCCCAUGGGGCUGCCUCCUCAUGACCCGAUAAGAAUGGAGCUAGAGGACCAGGAGGACCUUUCAGGAACACAGGCAUCUCUGCAGGUGAUUACCGAGGAUGAAUGCCAACUAUGGUGGGCGGCCAAAGAGAUGCAGAGAGGGAAGAAACUACAGGACUACAUUGGUAGAAAUGAAAAGACAAAGCUUGUGGUCAAAAUCCAAAAGAAAGGACAGGGGGCGCCAGCGAGAGAGCCUGUGGUCAACGACGAGCAGCAUAAACAGAUGAUGUUGCAUUACUACAGAAGACAGGAGGAGCUCAAGAAACUGAAUGAUGCAGACGAUGAUAGCUACCUGGACUCAGAGUGGUCGGACAGACAGGCGCUCAAACGACAGUUUCAAGGCCUCACAAAUAUCAAAUGGGGGCCGAGAUAAAGUUAACUAAAUCUCCCAAUGCCUGUGACCUGGUCCCUAACUUCUCUGUGUGCAGCUGACCUAUACGCCUUAUCGCAACCGUGAAAUGUUUCCUCUUAAGGUGACUUGAGAUUUGCUUUCCGGUUGAUGUGUUCCCAUGGCAUGACUCUGCUGACAUUUGAUGAGGCACUCAUCCGAUAAACCUCUCCUAUUUUAAAGUUGUGCUAAGAAAAAUAAAUAUUUUUACUGUACAUGAAAAGAGUUAAAAAAUAAUUGUUUCCAGUGGAAAAUUGUGUCCAGUUUUCCAUGCCUUGGAGUGCAGGGACAAGGAUGCAACACCUUUCCUCUCUUUGUCUCACAGAAGUGGCACACACACACCUCUUAAAGUCACUGCAGCACUGAGGCAGGAAGUGACCACAUAGUGUUUAUCCCACCAGAAACAAGGGGCAGAGAACAGCGGAAACCUAAUGGUUUAAACAUGUGGAUUUAAAGGAUAUUUCUACCAAACACACAUCUCGUACUAGCUCUUUGUAGAUGAGGAACAGCUGUAGACACUAAGACAGAAUCAUGUUUGGAUCUGAAGAGCUGGCAGAUUUAACUCGGUUUAUGUAAAGAGAGAAU
Molecule: messenger RNA, 1643 nt
Organism: Menidia menidia (Atlantic silverside)
Lineage: Eukaryota; Metazoa; Chordata; Actinopteri; Atheriniformes; Atherinopsidae
Source: the annotation of a GenBank genome assembly